Messenger RNA from Suillus fuscotomentosus, 297 nucleotides. RefSeq lists its product as uncharacterized. Lineage: Eukaryota; Fungi; Basidiomycota; Agaricomycetes; Boletales; Suillaceae. The transcript has a single exon. The record is from RefSeq and is a predicted model, not a curated record. The annotation marks the transcript as partial.
GUACGCUCAUGCGCUUGGAUCGACCAACCGUGUGGUCUGUUCAUAGAGGUGGACAAGAUCCGCAUCGACGACCACCUGUGGUUCUGGCAUGGGGUUGAACCGACGAGAACCACUCCGAGCUCCUGCCGAUUCAAGGGUUGCCCGGACACAGAGACGAUGAAGUUUCUGAGCCGUCACAUCGAAGGGAUCCACUUCUCUGCGUCCUAUCGAUGCCCCUAUUGCAAGAAGCUGUCGUCGAGGACCGAUUCUUUGACUCGGCAUCAGAAGGGGUGCAAACCAUUGCUUGCUAGCAGGGCC